GGCCACCAGGGCACGUGUCCCCAGGAGAGUGUGUACUGUGAGAAACGCCUGCUGUCCCAGCACGCCCUGGCCGAGUGCCCCAAGCGCACCCAGCCCUGCACCUACUGCGCCAAGGAGUUUGUCUUUGACACCAUCCAGAACCACCAGUACCAGUGUCCCCGGUACCCUGUGCCCUGCCCCAACCAGUGUGGGACACCCAGCAUCGCCCGGGAGGAUGUGCCCACCCACCUCAAGGAGAGCUGCAACACUGCCAUGCUGCUGUGCCCCUUCAAGGAAGCUGGCUGCAAGCACCGGUGCCCCAAGCUGGCCAUGGGCCGGCACCUGGAGGAGAGCACCAAGGCACACCUGGGCAUGGUGUGUGCCCUGGUGAGCCGGCAGCGGCAGGAGAUCCUGGAGCUGCGUCGGGACGUGGAGGAGCUGUCGGUGAGCAGCGACGGGAUCCUCAUCUGGAAGAUCGCCGACUACGCCCGCAAGCUGCAGGAGGCCAAAGCCCGGAGCAACUACGAGUUCUUCAGCCCCCCGUUCUACACCCACAAGUAUGGCUACAAGCUCCAGGUCUCUGCUUUCCUCAACGGCAACGGGAGCGGGGAGAGCAGCCACCUCUCCGUCUACAUCCGCGUGCUGCCCGGCGAGUACGACAACCUGCUGGAGUGGCCCUUCUCCUACCGCGUCACCUUCUCCUUGCUGGACCAGAGCGACCCCUCGCUCUCCAAGCCCCAGCACAUCACUGAGACCUUCCACCCCGAUCCCAACUGGAAAAACUUCCAGAAGCCGGGAGCCUCGCGCAGCUCCUUGGACGAG
Molecule: messenger RNA, 801 nt
Organism: Acanthisitta chloris (rifleman)
Lineage: Eukaryota; Metazoa; Chordata; Aves; Passeriformes; Acanthisittidae
Gene: TRAF4
Product: TNF receptor-associated factor 4
Molecular function (GO): zinc ion binding; protein binding
Source: RefSeq, a predicted model, not a curated record